Macrobrachium nipponense is the source of this 2727-nucleotide messenger RNA. It is a transcript of the gene kra, whose product is annotated as protein krasavietz-like. The coding region runs from base 196 to 1473 and encodes 425 amino acids. The transcript is spliced from 12 exons. Gene Ontology annotation, cellular component: membrane; cytoplasm. Gene Ontology annotation, molecular function: protein binding. The record is from RefSeq and is a predicted model, not a curated record. Lineage: Eukaryota; Metazoa; Arthropoda; Malacostraca; Decapoda; Palaemonidae.
AGUUGAUGUUGACCGGUGUUUCAUUCUCUAAACGCUCUUAAGCCUGUCGAGUUCUUGCGGAAAUUUUAACAUUCUCACGAUUUUCUAUCUGCAUCUGAUGGUAUUCGCUCAAUUGUUGCACAGUUGCAUGCAAAUAAUAGUAUAAGUGCCCCGAAGGAUUUCCUCCCAAAGUCUUCGGAUUCAGUUGUCUGUUGUAUGACUACUAAAGCUGAAAAACCCACGCUCCAGGGGCAGCGCAUCAAGACUCGGAAAAGAGAUGAAAAAGCCAAAUACGACCCUGUGGGGUUUCGUGAUGCAAUCUUGCAGGGUCUCAUAGAAGCUGGAUCAGAUCUAGAGGCUGUAAACAAAUACUUAGACCAAGCAGGAUCCAAACUCAACUAUCGUACAUACGGAGAAACUCUCUUCGAUAUUCUUAUUGCUGGUGGUAUCUUAACUCCCGGGGGUGGUGUAUCGGAGGAUGGCGCCGACAAUGGCCCUGUGCGCACAGACAUGUGUGUGUUUGGUGCACCAGAUGACUCUUAUGAAACACUUAAAGGUUACGCUCAGGUAUUCACCCGGCUGAUGAGGCGUUAUAAAUACCUUGAAAAAAUGUUCUAUGAAGAAAUGAAAAAGGUAUUAGUGUACCUAAAGGGCUUUGGAGAUGGCGACCGUAUGCGCUUGGCUCGCUGCGUUGCCAUGUGGACGAGUGACUCGCUUCUUGACCCGAAGGUGCUGUCGACGUUGUUACAGGACCACUUGAUUAAAGAUGGUCUUGCUGCAGAUUUUAUUUGUGAGGUGCUGCUCACAGCUAAAAACCUCAAGGACAUAAGCAUGGUGAGGUCUCUGUUACGCAAGGCUGGGUUGGAUUCCAGAUUGAUGGAAUUCCUACAGGUCAACAAGCGUACUGACGAGAACUUCAAGAAUUUGUUUAAGGAGAAGGGUCUGGAAGAGAUCCUUGGCAUACACAAGAGUUUAGAAAAAGAAAGCAGUUUGAAGGAACUGCAGUUAUAUUUAAAUCAACAGGUGAAGGAUGGUGCACCUGUUAAGGAGAUAAUUGUUGGAGCAGCAGAUAUCUCGAAGAAGAAUAACAUACAGGAACCACAGAUAGUAUCUGUUAUUUGGACAACUGUUAUGGCAUCAGUUGAAUGGAAUAAAAAGGAGGAAUUGGUAGCAGAUCAAGCUCUUAGACAUUUGCGAGCUUAUGCACCCUUAUUCUCAGCAAAUAGUCAGUCAGAACGUGCAGAGCUUAAUUUACUUAUUCGGAUUCAGGAGUAUUGCUGGGAAAACAUGAACUUUAUGAAGUCCUUCCAUAAAAUCGUUAUCCUCUUUUAUAAAUCUGAAGUGCUGUCAGAAGAAACCAUCCUUAAAUGGUACAAGGAAGGACCUAACUCCAAAGGGAAGAGCAUAUUUUUAGAUCAGUUGAAAAAGUUUGUUGAGUGGCUGCAAAAUGCUGAAGAAGAGUCUGAAGAAUCUGGUGAUGAGGAGGAGGAUUAAAAACCUUUAUGCCUAAAAUCACUCAGGACUCCUGCAUAGCCAGUGGCUGUUAACUAGAUCCCAACCGCAAAGGAGCCCUCCAUUUUAUGAGCAGAUGCAAUUCUUUAUAGAAUGAGGUUAUACGUAAAUUUUGGGAUUGGACGACAAGUUCAUAGCCUUGGCAAUUCCAGAACCAGAGGCUAUUUGUCAACCCGUCCAAGUGAUUGGUACUCCAUUUAUUGAUAUGAUGCCUGUAUGGUCUUGUAGGACUGUCUGCUAAGUAUGUGGUGACGAGUGUCAUCUCUUUGCUCCUCCAGACCCUCUAUAUUCCCAAAUUUUCCUUUCCCAGGAUUAAGCAAUGACCUCAUUUUUUGCCACUAUGCCUGUGCACAAUAAGGGAACAUUUUUAUGGAAAUUAUUUUAUAGUUAGGCAAUAAAUUAUUUUAAACCUGUGCCAUUGAAAAUUACCAGAUUAUUGACAUUUACUUUUGGUCAUUGUUUUUAAGUAUUUUUUUUUCUUUUGUUCCACCCUACUGAUGAGAAUGUGAUAUAAUUUAUUCCAUAGAGUUACUGUAUGGCCUGCAGUUUGAUUUAUUUUAAAGUGUUGUGUUACAUGACAGUAAUGUUUUAUUUGUUGUUGUAUAGUGGAUCAAGAACUUUGGAAUGGUAACAAUUAAAAACUAAGCCUUAGGAAGGACAGUGUUGAGAAGGUUAUGUCAAGCAGUUUCAUAUUAAGUGUUGAAGUUCCUUGCAAGGUGAAAGUGAUUUUUUUUUUAUUCUUAAGGCUGGUAUGUACCAGAUAAUUGUAUUAUACUAUAUAAAUUUCUCUUAAGCUAGUCUUAUUGGUACUACUUUUGUACGGAAGGCAGACAAAUGGCACAUUUUAGGUGAUUUUAGUGUUUUCGCAAGGGCAAUGAUUAAGUAGCAUGGUGUCCACAGUGUGCUGAUUAUACAGCAUGUUUUUAUAGACUUACUGGAGGUCAUGUAAUUACACAAGUGGAAUACCUCAUACAAGUCAUCCACCACUAAAUCCACCGGAUGCUGCUCAAGUGCUGCUGCUGCCUGCUGCCUACAGUUUGCUUGAUCUUCUAGUACAAAUGUGAAAUACUUUGAAGGUUUAGCAUAGUUGCAGUGUGGUGGCUUGAUAUCUAGGCCUAAAGUAAAUGUCAAAAGUCCUUGUGCAAAAUGGAAAAGAGCCCUCUUUUUAUAUUCUUUAUUUUAUAACCUUAUACUGUAGGUGUGGGACAUGUUUUGGUACAUAAAUAAUAAAUAAGA